AUGGGUCAACUGCCUACAUCUCGUGUCUCACCUUCACUCGUCUUUGAAAGCACUGGUGUAGGCUACGCUGGGCCAGUUCAACUCAAAUACUUUCAAGGACGAGGUACUCGCUGCUGCAAAGGCUGGAUUGCAGUCUUUGUUUGCUUCUCAACUUCUGCGAUUCACUUGGAAGUUGUAAGUGAUUACACUGCAGAAGGCUUCCUCAAAGCGUUCAGGCGAUUCACAAGUCGUCGUGGCAUCUGCAAAACCCUUUAUAGUGAUUGUGGUACAAACUUUAAAGGGGCAGAUGUUAUUCUCAAACAACUUCUCACCGGUGCACUUAACGAAUCAUCUCACCUUAAGCAAAUUCUCACCUCAGACGGAACUCAGUGGAUUUUUAACCCACCUGGUGCUCCUCACAUGGGUGGCAAGUGUGAAGCCGCUGUAAAAUCUGUCAAACAUCAUCUCCAACGCACAAUUGCUGAUCUACUUCUCACCUACGAAGACUUCUCAACAUUCCUUACUCAUGUUGAGGCACUGUUAAACUCAAAGCCACUCAGUGCACUUACUGAUGACCCAGAGGACAUCUCAGCUCUCACCCCUGGACAUUUUAUCCGAGGUGCGCCAUUCAACACUGUACCUGAACCUAGUCUCGCUAGUGUACCAAUAUCUCGUCUCUCACUCUAUCAACGAAUACAAGAUAGACUUCAAUAUUUCUGGGAACGUUGGUCUGCUGAAUGUCUGCAAUCUCACCAAUCCAUCUCAAAGUGGCAUACAUCUCACCAUGAUAUCAAGAUUGGUUCAUUGGUUCUCAUCGUUGCUGAGAGGUAUCCACCAUCAAAGUGGCCUUUUGUCAGACUUACUCAUCUCCAUCCUGGUAGUGAUGGUCUUGCCAGAGUCGUCACUGUCAAGACUGCCACCUCUACCUUCACCAGACCAGUCACCAAGCUGGUGCUGUUACCCAUCUCAACCGCCAAGGAAGAUUCUCAUCUCUAA
Molecule: messenger RNA, 975 nt
Organism: Microplitis mediator
Lineage: Eukaryota; Metazoa; Arthropoda; Insecta; Hymenoptera; Braconidae
Exons: 1
Coding region: 1-975 (324 amino acids)
Biological process (GO): DNA integration
Molecular function (GO): nucleic acid binding
Source: RefSeq, a predicted model, not a curated record